AUGUUUUCUAUUGGUGCUAAAUUGUAUAAACCAGCUGGUCUCAGGGCUUUCCAUUCCACUUCCAAGGUGCUUUCUGCUAUCAAUAGCAUUGAUGGGGUCAUCAAAGUCAAAGAACCAUUUGCCAUAGCUGCAACUCCUAUUGAUCCUAAGUAUAGGGCUGGGUAUGAACCAUUAUACGUUGCCCCUUCGCAUAAACACAUAGCUACAAUGAAAAGAGUGUCACUAGCUGUCGGCGUUGUUGGAAUCUAUGUUUCGCAUUUAAUGUUUGAUUCUGUUGUGGUUGCAAAUGAAUUGAGUUAUGUUGUUGGUGCUCUAAGUACUUUACCUAUACCUGCUGUUAACUAUUUCACUCAAAAUUAUGUUUCCAGAAUAUUUAGACUAUAUGAUUCAACUAAACCCCAGACAUUGGAAAAUUUGGUCACUGAUGAAACUUUACUUGCGGAAAAGAUAUCAUGGACUGGUAGAUCUUAUUACUUUAGAUUGGUUAAAGUAAAAGAUCUAAAGCUUUCCAAUGAUCGUUUUGGAUGGGUCAAUUGGAAAACUGACAAAGAUCAAUUCUAUGUUACUGAUGAUAUAGGUGGAAUAAAGAUGGAUCGAAUUUGGGGCAUUGUGGAACAUAAUUCAGGGGUAGACAAUGGUCGGUUUUUUGAAAAAUGA
Molecule: messenger RNA, 657 nt
Organism: Hansenula anomala
Lineage: Eukaryota; Fungi; Ascomycota; Saccharomycetes; Phaffomycetales; Wickerhamomycetaceae
Exons: 1
Coding region: 1-657 (218 amino acids)
Source: RefSeq, a predicted model, not a curated record